AAAUAUUUUGGUCUAUUGAUUGGGCUCGUCUAUUGUGUUGUCUUUAUGCCUAAGGUAGCAAGUUUAUCGGCAUUUCUUAGUUCGAUGGGAUCCGUACCUGUGUUGAAGUGGCCUAGGAAUGGUUAUAGAAAGCUGAAUCAUAAAGAAUCCGAUAAUGCACUACUUCCAAUGACCGAAUUGAAAAAGGGCAACAAGGCAUCCUUUGAAAAAAGUCAGAGUUGUCUUGAAAGUUCUGAUGAAUCUUAUGACAAGCAACUUUAUGGAUGGUAUGGUGCUAUUCAGAGACAGAUUCGAAGAUCUCAAUACCAAAUGCGAUACAGUCAACCAGUUCGAAUAACAGUUUCUAUUGUUGUUCUCCUUUGCUUGAUUGUUUUAAUUGCGAUUCGCGCUAUGUAGAAGGAAGAAGGCUUAGACACACGUGAUGAUAUCAGUUUGUAGCUGGCAAGAGCAUGAGGAAUGACAAGCUUUUGCUUCAAGCUAAUUUAACAUUUCAAAUGCUUUGGGACUUGAUAUUUAUAGCCAACCAUAGCAUUUGCUCAGUUAUUCAUUUGUUG
This is a messenger RNA of Arachis ipaensis, 554 nucleotides long. Lineage: Eukaryota; Viridiplantae; Streptophyta; Magnoliopsida; Fabales; Fabaceae. The record is from RefSeq and is a predicted model, not a curated record.